Colletotrichum phormii is the source of this 507-nucleotide messenger RNA. RefSeq lists its product as uncharacterized. Lineage: Eukaryota; Fungi; Ascomycota; Sordariomycetes; Glomerellales; Glomerellaceae. The transcript has 2 exons. The record is from RefSeq and is a predicted model, not a curated record. The coding region runs from base 96 to 443 and encodes 115 amino acids.
GAACGAGGCUUUCCAGCAACAAAUGCUUCGGAACAAAGACAGACAAAAGCGAACUGUAUAUAUUUCUCUCAUCAUCGAGAGCAUCGCUGAUUACGAUGACUCUUGUUUCUCCAGCUAGCGUUUUCACGCAGCUUUUGUUUCUUGCGUUGACUUUCAUCAUCCGGCCAGACCACAACUUUCGUGGACCACAUGCCACUCCUCGGCACAGCAAAUCACAGGACAGGACAGCGAAACUCACUCAUUCAGGCACAGGAACUUCAUAUGGGGCAAGGACUAGGACAUUUGGGUUUUGCGUUGCUUUCUUCAACAGUAUGGGAAAUUUUUUAUUUUUUUUGCAACGGCUUUUUUCAGGUUUUGGGUUCAUUAGAAAGGGAAAAAAGACAAGGAUUCAGAUCCGCCCACAGAGGUGCGUGACAAAAACAAGAAAGUCAGUUUUGACAUGAAGGUUGUGCAGUCUUAGCGAGGAUCGUGAUGGAUAAGGUAGCCCAGAGCUAGGUAGACAGCUAG